UCUUUUUGACGUUUAUAUCCAGUUGCGGAGUAAUUUUUAAUUGAAAACAAAGCAGCUGUUAUCGAAAAAGGGGGAACAAAAUUAGCUGUUGUUUCUCACGCCCAUGUCAGACAGGCUUGAGGCGCCCGACGCGUGUUGGGUGGCAGCUGUAGGACCCCGCCUGGUUGGAGACGGAGAGAAAGAGAGAAAGGCAGAAACCGGUACAGCGCCUGUCUGUUACCGUUUAUUUUUUUAUUAUCAUCACCACCAUCAGUAUCCCGGUGGUUUACAACAAAGGGAACGGUUGGGAGUGACCGAGAACGCCUGUGUGGAUAUUCAUCUGUUCAUUUCUAGUGCUGUGUUGAAACCGAAGGUUUUUUUGUUUUGUUUUUAUUAACUUACAUUUAUUGGGGACUAUCGCGGCGAUUCAUGAUGAAUACCCUAGAUUCGGUGGAUCGGGUCGAGUUGUGCGAUAGUCUGAUGACAUGGAUACAAACCUUUGGUGUUGAAGCAUCAUGUAAAAAAAUAGAUGAUCUCACGAAUGGGGUUGUGAUGGCUCAAGUUCUUCAAAAAAUAGAUCCUGCAUACUUUGAUGAAAACUGGAUAAACAGGAUCAAAACAGAGGUUGGAGAUAAUUGGAGAUUAAAGAUCAGCAACUUGAAGAAAAUUUUAAAAGGCAUUCUUGACUACAAUCAUGAGAUUUUGGGGCAGCAGAUUAAUGACUUCAUACUCCCGGACGUUAACCUGGUAGGAGAGCACUCUGAUGCUGCUGAGCUCGGAAGAAUGCUGCAGCUCAUUUUGGGCUGUGCUGUUAACUGCGAGCAGAAACAAGAGUAUAUCCAGACAAUUAUGAUGAUGGAGGAGUCUGUUCAACAUGUUGUCAUGACAGCAAUUCAAGAGCUGAUGAGCAAAGAAACUCCAGUGGCGGCAGGGAAUUACGCUUAUGUUGACCUUGAUAAACAGCUUAAGAAAACCGUAGAGGAAUUGAAUGACGCAUUGGCAACAAAAGAAGAAAUCGCACAAAGGUGUCAUGAGCUGGAUAUGCAGGUUGCAGCUCUGCAGGAGGAGAAAGGCAGCUUGCUGGCAGAAAACCAGAUCCUUAUGGAACGACUCAACCAGUCAGACUCCAUCGAAGACCCCAACAGCCCUGCUGGGAGGAGACACCUGCAGCUGCAGUCCCAGUUAGAUCAGCUCCAGGAAGAAACGUUUAGGCAGUCCUUCUCUGACAGUGCAAAUCUGAGCUGGGAUGUGCACCCAUUUCCUUCCACCUUGCAUCCCAGUCCUCUAACUGCUUUACUUUUAAUGUCCACAAGGAGAUUAGAAGCCGCUAAAGAUGAUUACAGGAUACGAUGCGAGGAGCUGGAGAAAGAAAUCGGGGAGCUGCGAGGACAAAAUGAGGAGCUGACAUCGCUGGCAGAUGAAGCCCAGUCUCUGAAGGAUGAGAUGGAUGUCCUUAGGCAUUCUUCAGAUAAGGUGGCCAAACUGGAGGGCAUGGUGGAUUCCUACAAAAAGAAGCUGGAGGAUCUGGGAGACCUGAGGAGACAGGUGAAGCUGCUGGAGGAGAAGAAUACUCUGUACAUGCAGAACACAGUCAGCCUGGAGGAGGAGCUGAGGAAAGCUAAUGCAGCACGCGGGCAGCUGGAAACAUACAAGAGACAGGUUGUGGAGCUCCAGAACAGAUUGUCUGAAGAGUCAAAAAAAGCAGACAAGAUGGAAUUUGAAUACAAAAGGUUAAAAGAAAAAGUGGAUUCUCUACAGAAAGAAAAAGAUCGAUUGCGCACAGAGAGAGACUCCCUGAAAGAAACGAUUGAAGAGCUGCGAUGUGUACAAGCACAGGAAGGCCAACUCACGGCAGGUCUCGUUCCACUGGGCAGUCAGGAUUCCACCGACUGUUUGGCUGCAGAAAUUGUUACACCUGAAUACAGAGAGAGGCUCAUUCGGCUGCAGCAUGAAAACAAGAUACUGAAGCUGAAUCAGGAAGGUUCAGACAAUGAAAAGAUUGCCUUGUUACAGAGCCUAUUGGAGGACGCCAACAGCAGAAAGAAUGAACUGGAGACUGAGAACAGAUUAGUGAACCAGAGGCUGUUGGAGGUACAAUCCCAGGUAGAAGAACUUCAGAAAUCAUUACAAGAGCAGGGCUCAAAGGCGGACGACUCAAUAAUUCUGAAGAAGAAAUACGAAGAGCACUUAGAAAAGUUGCGGGAGGUACAUAGCGAGCUUCAGAAGAAAAGAGCUUAUAUUGAAGAUUUGGAGCCAAAAUACAACAGCAGCUCUCAAAAAGUUGAAGAGUUAGAAGAAGCUUUACGAAAGAAAGAUGAAGAUAUGAAACAAAUGGAAGACAGAUAUAAGAAAUAUCUGGAAAAAGCUAAAAGUGUAAUCAGAACCUUGGAUCCCAAACAGAACCAGGGAUCAGCGCCUGAAGUUCAAGCUCUUAAGAACCAGCUGCAGGAGAGGGAGAGGAUGCUGCAUUCAUUAGAGAAAGAAUAUGAGAAGACAAAAGGCCAGAGAGAUCAUGAAGAGAAGCUGAUAGUUUCUGCUUGGUACAAUAUGGGGAUGGCCCUCCAGAAGAAAGCUGCAGAGGACAGGCUCGCCAGCACUGGUUCGGGCCAGUCGUUUCUUGCACGUCAAAGGCAGGCAACCAGCGCAAGAAGGUCAUAUCCUGGGCACGUCCAGCCAGCUACAGCCAGCCAUGGCUGCCUAACCUUUUUACAAGGCUUAACAGUGGAUUGUAGCUUAACCCUACCUCAGCGGCUGCUUCCAGGACAGUUAAGAUCACAUUUAUUUUGUUACUCUGUAUUAUUUUAUAUUACCAGGUUAUUUCUUACAAAGCCACUUAGUAUUAACUUCAAAGUUACAUUAUGUCAUGAGUAAAACUACAAGCAGACUAACAAUUUGGAUAAAACUAAUUUUUUGAAUAUUUAUUAUUAAUAUAUUUCAAAUGGUUUAAUCAGAGAUAUCAUUAUCUCCAAACCUGAGCAAUACUUCCAUAUAUGAAUGAUGGAAACUUUAGAACAAAUUAUAUUUUAUAUUGUGCAAAUAGUGAGUCCCUUUUUGAUAACCGGGGAAAGAUUACCUGGUUGCAGCAGAGAAAACACCACCUUUUAUACAUGACUUCAUACAGUAAUGGAAGCAUACAUUUGCGCUGCGGUUUUCUUCAUUUGAGACAAGGUACCCCUGAAUCCACAACAUUGUUUGUGUUUAAAAUGAAGAAAUAAGGUAGUUAGGAAGAAACAUUUUAAUGUAUUUGAAUAGCUAUGACUUUAUAGUCAAUAAAAAACGCAUCAUUUCACAAUGCCAGCAACCAAUCAAUAAAAAUUCAAAUCAAAAUCUAUCUUUGCAAAAUUGCCUUACUAUAUGCACCUGAAUAUAAAUUACACCUUUUACAUUUUUAUAUCAAUGUACACAUAAAACAGACGGAAAUCUGUGUUUCUGUUUUUGAAGAAUGAAAGGGUUUGCGCUGAUUUUAUUAUUGUUUGUUUGUUUGUUUGUUUGUUUGUUUGUAAAGGGAGGGACUUAGUGGAUCAGGGGCCACCAUUGGGCACUAAUGGGAACAGGCAGUCUCUCAAGAGAGACCAAGGAUUGGGGUGAACUAAUCUCUCUAACCUCUAACACCUUCAGGGCAGGGUAGGGAAGCACUAAAAUUCACUGUGUACACAAAAUUAUUUCACAGGAUAUGACAAAAAAAAUAGUUCUGUGUUGUUUAAGCACAAAAAUGAGCACCAUUACAAAAAUUCACUAUACACAAAAUUAUUUCACGGAAUAGGACAAAAAAACACAACAAUUAUAUGUUAUUUAUGGUGAGCUACGUUAUUUUCUUUUUUCACUUUUCUUAAAACUUUCGCACUGAAAAUCACGAAUUUUAAAAAUACUGUACACACUUACAACCAAACAUUUAAACCAAAACCACCAGAGAAGAUGCAAAUAGCAAAACAGUGAUGUAAAACCCCAUUACAAAAAUGAGCAUUUUCAUUACUUAAAUAUUGAAAAAAGUCUGUACGGAUUUAUAUUUAAAAUGUUUUCAUUCUAUUGCUGAAUAUUUAAAAUCUUUUUUUUUUUAAUUCCUUGCCAAACUGUCAAAACUGACAGUGGUGUUAUAGAAUCUGAAUUUGGCCAAUAUGAAAUACACAUUUAUAUAUUGAUGUUUUCUAGUCAAAUGUGACAAAAUGUGGUCUCUGUAUUCAGGGAAAAUUCAUGUGUAUUUGAACAAUGGUUUUCCGAAAUUCAGCGAAUUGCUACUGACAAUUGUGUGCUUCCAUUAGUUUGUCAAUUUAUUUUAUAUUGGCAUCUCUGCUUAAAAGUCCCUUGAACAAAAGCCACAUAUAGUCUCAGUCUCUGCCAGCAAAUAAUUACAAUGAUUCUUCCACUUGUUUUUUGUUUAGCCCUCUCCCCUUAUGAACAUUGUGGGUAAAGGGUCACAUCAUUAUUGUUUGUCUUUGUCCUUUUGGUUUUGUGUUAUUUUUGAAAAUUCACAAUUCUAUGCAGUGAACCUUUAGCAGAAUGUGGUAGUAUACCCUAACAAGGUUUUAUAUCAACACAAAUGUACAGCAUGGUGAGCGUGUUUAUCACAAACUCUGAUUUAGAUUUUAUCAGUUUAAAUAAAUGAAGUGUCUUUGUGUAUAAAUGUGUGAUUUGUGGUUUUAAGUUGCAGCAGUAGAACAAGAUGAUUCUAAUUUUAGAUGUUUUUUUUUAUAUUAUUAUUAUUAUUAUUUGCAUGUUUAAAACAUUAUUUUCGCUUUCCAAAUGCAUAUGCAAGUAUAAUAUGAAUUUCAAUACAACAUGGAAACCAUUUUAAGAGUUGUAAGUUUGAGUCAUGUUGCCAUGUGGGCUACCAGCUAAAACCACUGAAGUAGACAGAAGGGUUUCUAUGGCUGUGUAGGUCCUUCGUGCUAAAUUUCUUGGUGGUUCCCAAGUUUAAUACUGUUGUGUUUUUGAUUAAAAUGUAUUUUUACAGA
This is a messenger RNA of Acipenser ruthenus (sterlet), 4931 nucleotides long. Its product is annotated as protein Hook homolog 3. Gene Ontology annotation, biological process: cytoskeleton-dependent intracellular transport; cytoplasmic microtubule organization. Gene Ontology annotation, cellular component: cytoplasm; centrosome. Gene Ontology annotation, molecular function: dynein light intermediate chain binding; microtubule binding. NCBI's taxonomy places the organism in Eukaryota, Metazoa, Chordata, Actinopteri, Acipenseriformes, Acipenseridae. The record is from RefSeq and is a predicted model, not a curated record. Bases 409 to 2850 code for a protein of 813 amino acids. The transcript is spliced from 24 exons.